AGACAAUCUCUAUGGUUAGGCAACUAAGCUAUGUCGAGCCUACAAUACCUGCCAAUGAUUUAUUCAGAGACUAUAUCAACAAGCGACAACCCAUCAUAAUCAAGGGUCUGCCCGACGACCCUUCCUUCAAGGCGAGGAAAUGGGCUGAACUUGACUAUCUUGCAUUGAAAGCAGGCGAAGCUGAGGUGCUCGUCGAGCCCAUGCACCCUUCGACGCGCCAGUAUGGUACGGACGUCAAGCGCCAGCCAAUGCGUUUCGGUGACUUUCUGGCCUCGCUGAGCAAGGAGAGUGGGCCGUAUUACUACCUUACGACACAGUACUCUGGCGAGGAGUGGGACCACUUGACGAUGUUCUCGCCGCCGACGGACGCGCUCAGGGGUGACUUCCCCAAUGUGCCGCGGCUCAUGGGGAACCUCUUCGUCCAGCAAGUUAACUUAUGGCUGGGCAAAUCGCAGGAUGGAUCAUCAUCGGGUCUACACCAUGAUUUCCAUGACAAUCUGUACUGCCUUCUGAGAGGGCGCAAGCGGUUUGUGCUCUACCCACCACAGGAGUAUGAGAACCUCUACCCAAACAAACCAGUAGAGAAGGUGCACCCCAACGGCGUGAUCGCUUAUGAAUGGCUGCUUCGUGCGGACGGGCUCGACCAUCGUAUCGCGCUCAAGGCCCGUGUCGAUGCACUUCGACGGCUCCUCGAUGACCCGCCCGCAGAAACCAGCAAAGGGAAGGGCAAGGGCAAAGCGAAAGCGACGUCGCACGCGAUGAAGGAGCAUAAGCGGCUCGAAGAGGAGUUUGAGGAGGCGCGGGAGGAAUUGGUGAAGCUAUCGCUCUCGGAAGAGUAUGGGUUCCCACUGGAUGACGCGGGCGAGGACAGUGAGGAUGAGGAUGAGGAUGAUGAGGGCAACGAUUUCGGUUCGCUUGCCGGCGACUUGGAGGAGGGCCAGGACGACUAUGACGCUCUCAUGGGCGACCUGGAGGCUAUCGGAGACAGAGCUGGCUCGUCUGGUCCAAACGCAAGCGGCGCUCGAGACGCCGAUGAUGAAUCUUUGGCCGAGGAAGAGCCUGCGUCUUUCUCGCGCAUCCCCACCGCACGCCUCCACCAACACCUUUGCCUACCUACGACCGCUGUUGCCCCUGCAGAAAGCACACCUACUGACUUCGCUGAUCUCGCGAAGGCAGGCGAGCCUUUCAUCGUCGAGCUCGCCGCGGGUGAAGCGCUCUAUCUCCCCGCGUCGUGGUGGCACGAGGUCACGUCGUCCUCCGCAAGUGAUGACGGUGAGGCAGACGUGCAUAUGGCUUUCAAUUACUGGUUCUAUCCGCCGGACGGGGGAACAUUUGAAGAGCCAUAUAUGGACAAGCUCGUGUGGAGCCAGCUGCGGGCGCAGACACAGAAGGCGGAUACGCGACCGGAGCAGGAUGACGAGCACAGGAAAGAGGGGAAGCGCAAACAUGAAGAGGAGCAGGACGGGUUGGCGAAGAAGAUUAGGCGGUGAGGUGCGCAAGUGACACAAAAUUCCUUCGUAGAUUCCAUGCCACUGUUUAACUUCCAUCGCUCUGAUCCACAACAUAUGACAUGGGUUCUUGUGUUGCAUAGGUUGUAUCAUAACGAUGCACUUGUGCGGUGUGCAUGGAUGUUUUCGUUCGCGGAGCUUCGCGCUGACAAUGGAUUGUAUUGCAGCGCUCGGGCAAAGC
Messenger RNA from Postia placenta MAD-698-R-SB12, 1689 nucleotides. RefSeq lists its product as hypothetical. Gene Ontology annotation, molecular function: 2-oxoglutarate-dependent dioxygenase activity. Lineage: Eukaryota; Fungi; Basidiomycota; Agaricomycetes; Polyporales; Adustoporiaceae. Bases 12 to 1490 code for a protein of 492 amino acids. The record is from RefSeq and is a predicted model, not a curated record. The transcript has 3 exons.